AUGGAACAAGACACAUCGUCCAAGAUUGAUUCCUUGCCGCACUCUGAUUCAAACGCGUCACUCGACAACGUUGAACUCGACGAACCGCGGGCUCCUGAGACUACCUCCGAAAAUGAGGACCACAUUGUAGAAGAUGACACUGAAGCAUCUCCGACUCCAGAAUCGACCAAUGGGCAGCCGAUCGAGCGAGUCGAGCAAGAACCGAUAGAAGAACCCAUACAAAUUAAUGGGGACAACGCGAUACACACCAAUGAAAGCGAGCCCGUAGUAGCCCCUCCAAUUCCUCCGAAAGUAGAGCAGCCAGUGGAAGGAAUCUCUGUACCCAGGGAGUCAACUUCCGAGGUCAAACCCACAGAGACGCCAAAUGAUUCUCGACAGGAUUUCCGAGUGCAAUCACCGAGUCUGUCCGUCGCGAGCGGUAACCCUCACAAGCGCUCGAUGACCAUCUCAAAAGGGCACAACGUAUCUAUGGUCCUCAUAACGAGCGCUUUGGAGACAAUAGCUUCAUCAAAAGAGGCACGGCGCUCUACUCCGUUACGGGAAAGCACGCAAAAAGCAUUGGAUUUGAUUCGGUCGAAUCAAGGAGGAGAUAGACCACGGGAGAUCUUCGAACCGUUGAGACUUGCUUGCGAGACUCGGAAUGAAAAGCUUAUGAUUGCAAGCUUGGACUGCAUCUCAAAAUUAAUUUCUUAUUCAUUCUUCACAGAAGAUGACCAAGGCUCAUACGCUCUCCCUUCACCCCCGCCCUCACCGAACCCAGCGCGGAAUAGAUCGUCCGGAGGCUCCCAGGGCGCUACUCCACUUCCUUCUCUUGUCGACCUUGUUGCCAAUACCAUUACUUCAUGUCACACCGAAACGACCCCGGAUUCUGUGUCAUUGCAGAUCGUUAAGGCGCUUCUGUCUCUAGUUCUAUCUCCCAGCAUUCUUGUCCACCAUUCCUCGCUUCUAAAGGCUGUACGAACGGUUUACAAUAUUUUCCUUCUCAGCACCGAUCCCGUUAAUCAAAUGGUUGCUCAAGGUGGUCUUACCCAAAUGGUUCAUCACGUAUUUUCAAGAUGUCGACGCGGGAAUGUCAAACAGUCAUCAUCGGAGACGAACCAGGCGGAAUAUGCGGGCGGCAGUCAGCUAUCUUCAGCUCGGGAAUCGUUUGCUCUUUCUCGUUCCGAGCUCGAUACUCGAACUUCCGUUAGCGUAACCACUGAAGGCUCCCAUCAAUCCAAUGGUUCGGCAGAGAAGGUUCCUGGAAAUGGCGUAGAAGAUUCAGGGUCUGAAAAUAAGGAAGAGCCGCAGCCACCGCUGACGUUACAGAGUUUUGAAGCCAAGGUUCCAAUUGACGUCCAUCCUGAAGAGGCGCACAGUCAUCAUCAUUUGACUCUCGACGAUCUUUUUGUGAAGGAUGCAUUUUUAGUGUUUAGGGCUUUGUGCAAGUUGACAAUGAAACCACUUAACACUGAGAGCGAACGGGACCUUAAAUCGCAUGGCAUGCGCUCGAGAUUAUUGUCGCUACAACUUGUCUUGACCGUUCUCAACUCACACAUGCCCCUAUUCGUUGACCCCACCGCCAUCAUCUAUUCAAGUUCAAACAACGAAGCGACUGGCUUUGUUCAGGCAAUUAACCAGUAUCUCUGUCUUUGUUUGAGUAGAAACGCCGUUAGCCCCAUUCCACAGGUUUUUGAAAUCAGUGUUGAGAUAUUUUGGCGCGUCCUAUCAGGAAUGCGGACGAAGUUGAAGAAAGAAAUCGAGGUUCUUCUGCAUGAAAUCUUUAUUCCGAUUUUGGAAAUGAAAACAUCGACGCUGAAACAAAAGGCUGUUAUUCUCGGCAUGUUGUCAAGGCUAUGUCAAGACCCCCAGGCGUUGGUUGAAAUGUAUCUCAACUACGACUGUGAUAGCGAAGCUGCAGAUAACAUAUAUGAACAUUUGAUGAAUAUUAUUUCCAAGUUCGGUACGGCAGCAUCACUGGGUCAUCCUCAACGAGCACCGGAGCCUCCAAGCCCUGCUUUGAGCCCAACACCAAAAAACCAGGGCAAUGCACAGGUUACAUGGAAUGUUAGCGGCCUUACUGUUCCCGGUACAAUGGACACAUCGACAAUGGGGCUUUCUGAGGGCCAGCUACGAAGGCAGGGCCUAGAAUGUCUUGUCGCCGUUCUCAGAUCUCUUGUUGCAUGGGGAACUUCAGCAAAUAAAAGCUCAGACGAAGGCACGGCGCCCCUGUUGUCUGCGAGAUCGCAUACAGAAGAAUCAAAACGGGAUCCUGUUACACCAGAGGCCAACCCGGAGAGGCUAUCUGUCAGUGGUCAAAGCGUAGAGACAUUUAGACAAGGCACACCCGACUACGGAGAUGAUCCUACUAAAUUUGAGAGCGCUAAGCAGAAGAAAACUACACUGUUAGAGGGUAUAAAGAAAUUCAAUUAUAAACCCAAGCGCGGUGUGCAAUUUUUGAUCGAGACCGGUUUCAUACCUAGCAAUUCACCCCAAGAUAUCGCCAAAUUUAUCCUGAAUACUGAUGGUCUUAAUAAAUCAGUCAUUGGAGAGUAUCUGGGAGAAGGAGACGAGGAGAACAUUGCUAUUAUGCACGCCUUCGUUGACUACCUAGAAUUCCGGGAUAUACCUUUCGUUGAGGCUCUUCGCACUUUCUUGCAGUCAUUCCGUCUACCAGGAGAGUCGCAAAAGAUUGAUCGAUUCAUGUUGAAGUUCGCGGAAAGAUAUAUCGCUGGAAAUGCCAAGACACCAUUCGCUAGCGCAGAAUCUGCAUAUGUUCUUGCAUAUUCCGUUGUCAUGCUGAACACGGACGCUCACAAUCCACAAAUUAAAAAGCGAAUGACCAAGGCAGAUUUCUUGAAGAACAAUCGCGGCAUCAACGAAGGAGCUGAUCUUCCUGAAGAGUUUUUGUCCCAAGUAUUCGAUGAUAUUGUUAAUAACGAAAUCAGGAUGAAAGACGAGGUCGAAGCAGGUCUCACGAUCCAAGCCCCUGGUCCUGGCCUUGCCAACGCCAUCGCCAGUGUAGGACGGGACUUGCAAAAGGAGGCGUAUGUCAUGCAGUCGAAUGGCAUGGCGAACAAGACAGAGGCACUUUUCAGGACUAUGAUGCGCACUCAGAGAAAGGGCUCCAAAGGUGGUGAUCAAUACUUCAGCGCCUCACAUUUUGUGCACGUUCGGCCAAUGUUCGAAGUUGCCUGGAUCCCCUUCCUCGCAGGACUAUCUGGACCUCUCCAAGAAACCGACGAUCUAGAAGUAGUGGAGCUGUGUUUGGAUGGGUUUAGGAAUGCUAUUCGUAUUGUCUGCUUCUUUGACCUGGAGCUGCAGCGGAAUGCCUUCGUUACGACUCUAGCCAAGUUUACUUUCCUCAAUAAUUUGGGCGAGAUGAAAACGAAGAAUAUGGAAGCUAUUAAAGCACUUUUGGAUGUUGCGGUAACCGAGGGCAAUAAUCUAAAGGGCUCAUGGCAUGAAGUACUGACGUGCGUAAGUCAACUUGAACACAUGCAACUCAUUGGGACAGGGGCAGAUCUUGUAGAGGGCGGCAAGAAAGGACGUUCAAGAAAGGUUCCCACAGAGGAAUUGGCAAACGAGAGUCGGUCUACACAUAUUACGGUAGCAGCGGAUAUGGUGUUCUCAUUGAGUCACUACCUUUCCGGGACUGCUAUCGUUGAUUUCGUUCAAGCUCUGUGUGAUGUUUCAUGGGAAGAAAUUCAAUCAUCAGGCCUUUCGCAACACCCUCGAUUAUUCAGUUUACAGAAGCUGGUCGAUAUAUCCUACUACAACAUGACACGUAUCCGUCUUGAGUGGUCGAAUCUGUGGGAUAUUUUAGGGGAACAUUUCAAUCUGGUUUGUUGUCACAACAAUCCUCAUGUUGCAAGUUUUGCCCUCGACUCCCUGCGCCAACUGGCUAUGCGAUUUUUGGAAAAGGAGGAAUUGCCUCACUUCAAGUUCCAAAAGGACUUUUUGAAACCAUUUGAAUACACCAUGACACACAAUCAGAAUCCCGACAUACGCGACCUUGUGCUUCAAUGUCUCCAACAAAUGAUUCAAGCUAGGUCACAAAAUCUGAGAUCUGGUUGGAGGACAAUGUUUGGAGUGUUUUCUGCAGCGUCAAAAGUUCUGACUGAACGAGUUGCCAACUCCGCCUUCGAAAUCAUUACCAGGAUAAACAAGGAUCAUUUCAAUGCCAUUGUACAAUAUGGCGCCUUUGCUGAUCUGACAGUAUGCAUUACUGAAUUCUGCAAAGUUAGCAAAUACCAAAAGAUCAGCUUGUUGGCCAUUGCAAUGCUGCGUGGGGUCAUCCCAGUGAUGCUCCAGUCACCAGUCUGUGCAUUAAAUACUGAAGUUGCUGCUCCUGACCAACCAAUGGACGACACGAUGAUCAAGUUCUGGUUCCCGGUCCUCUUUGGUUUCUAUGAUAUCAUCAUGAAUGGCGAAGACCUCGAAGUUAGGCGACUAGCUUUGGAUUCUUUGUUCUCGACACUGAAAACGUAUGGUGCUACCUAUCCUGUCGAAUUUUGGGAUACCGUCUGUCAAGAGCUUCUCUUCCCAAUAUUUGCUGUUUUGAAGUCAAGUCAAGACCUUUCACGUUUCAGUACUCAGGAAGACAUGAGUGUUUGGCUGUCGACCACUAUGAUACAAGCACUCCGGGACCUGAUCGACUUGUAUACAUUCUACUUUGAUAUCUUAGAACGAUUUUUGGAUGGUUUGCUGGAUUUGCUGUGCGUGUGCAUUUGUCAAGUCGUAGAAAAUGACACGCUUGCAAGGAUCGGAACAUCGUGUCUUCAGCAGUUGUUAGAGAACAAUGUAAAGAAGCUAAGUCCUGCUCGCUGGGAGCGAAUCACCGCCACCUUUGUCCGACUCUUCAGAACUACAACGCCGCAUCAACUUUUCGAUGAAAGCCUGCGCGUUGAGAUCGACAGCUCUUCAGAAGCUGUUGCUGCUGAUUCAGAAUCCAAUGGCGUGGCUAUACUUCCCGCCCCUUUGUCUCCAAAUAAUGAGACACCAAAAGUAGACGUUCGAGCGUCUCUGACCGAUCGCCGCAGGAUCUUCAAGCAGAUCAUCGUGAAAUGUGUUUUGCAGUUGCUUCUAAUCGAAACGACAAACGAUCUGCUACGCAAUGACGACGUGUACAAUACUAUUCCUCCCACACAACUUCUUCGUAUGAUGAGUGUCCUGGAUCAGAGUUAUCAGUUUGCAAGGUCUUUCAACGAAGACAAGGAUCUCCGCACUGGCUUGUGGAAAGUUGGGUUUAUGAAACAUCUUCCCAACUUGUUGAAACAAGAGUCAAGUAGCGCUGCUACUUUGGUUCAUGUCCUUUUGCGAAUGUAUCAUGAUACACGGCCGGAGCACCAGGCUGCCCGUCCACAAAUCGCUGAGCGAUUGGUCCCCCUUGGCGUUGGGGUCCUUCGAGACUUUAACAAACUGAAGGCGGAUACUCAAAGUAAAAUGAUCCAAGCAUGGACACCUGUCGUGGCUGCAACUCUAGAUGGGUUCUGCCGCUUCGACCGCCAAGACUACCUGACGGUUAUUUACCCUCUCGCCACGGAUCUCCUGUCGCGGGAUAUUGCGCCAGAAGUUCGCGAGCCGCUGAAAACGUAUUUCGAGCGAGUUGGCUACGUCAAACGUAUUAUAGAUACCGAGCCAUGA
Messenger RNA from Psilocybe cubensis, 5625 nucleotides. RefSeq lists its product as uncharacterized. Bases 1 to 5625 code for a protein of 1874 amino acids. Gene Ontology annotation, biological process: regulation of ARF protein signal transduction. The record is from RefSeq and is a predicted model, not a curated record. NCBI's taxonomy places the organism in Eukaryota, Fungi, Basidiomycota, Agaricomycetes, Agaricales, Agrocybaceae. The transcript is spliced from 19 exons. Gene Ontology annotation, molecular function: guanyl-nucleotide exchange factor activity.